GUUGAUUCGAACUGUUGUGGUCAAGAAACAUGACGCUACCGAUGAGACACAGCUCAAUCUCAAGGUCAAUGACAUUGUCAUUGUGAUGGAAAAGGAUGAGACCGGCUGGUGGGGAGGGCACAAGGAGGGCGAGGAAGCUACUGGAUGGUUUCCAGGAAUAUGUGUUCAACCACUUGAAGGUUAUGAUCCACGGGGGAGUCGACUGCACUCGCCGGGUUCCGUCGAGCCGGAUGCGGAGAGACAUGUCAAUGAUGAUGGCACUCGCAGGAGCGCAGUGGAAACUGGGAAUUCCAGCCCAGUUCGGCGCAGCUACGCCGUUGCAUCACCACAGCGAACCAGUUCAGCUUCUGCGAAAGGCAGCCGUGACGGUUACAUGGACUCCCAUGCACAGAUGUUGGAACAUCACAACAGAUUGGUCGAAGAUCGACAGGCGCUGCUCCUGCAGGUGGAGCAACUGCGACAAGAGAACCUCAAUUUGGAGGAGAAGCUGCGCAGGCAGAGCGACUGUGACAGACGAAGAUACUCGCAACUGGAGGAAAGCUUCGUCCACUUGGAGGCGAAAAGCCGGGAGCAAUUUGCCGAACUCAAGGCCACCAGGGACCACAAGAACGAGCUGAGCGAAGUGAACAGCCAGCUCCAGAAGCAACUGCAG
This is a messenger RNA of Symbiodinium pilosum, 652 nucleotides long. NCBI's taxonomy places the organism in Eukaryota, Dinophyceae, Suessiales, Symbiodiniaceae. The record is from the annotation of a GenBank genome assembly.